This is a messenger RNA of Mercenaria mercenaria, 3862 nucleotides long. RefSeq lists its product as uncharacterized. The transcript is spliced from 9 exons. The record is from RefSeq and is a predicted model, not a curated record. NCBI's taxonomy places the organism in Eukaryota, Metazoa, Mollusca, Bivalvia, Venerida, Veneridae. The coding region runs from base 228 to 1244 and encodes 338 amino acids.
AGUCUUAGAGUUACAAAUCAUUUCUAUUUUCAGUUUCACUUUAGUCAUAUUUUAUUUGGUCAGCAAAUUCAGAUAAAAUAUUUUUAGACAUUAUAAUUUACAUUACCAUACAGAUUGUUACUAUUUCACUAGAUGAUAAGAUUCGUACUCAGCAGACAUUACAGACAGGGGAGGUAACUACAAAGAUAGAUUGAGACUUAUUAUUAAACCAUAAUAAACUAGACAGGAUGGAAUCACAUGAACAGAACAAAGAUGUAACAACUGACAGUCAGGCUGCUGGUGUCGAGAAAGUCACAGAAGGUCAAGGUCAGACAGAAGAGAAGGUCAAGGUCAUUUACAAAUUCUGUGAUCUGCAACAAAAGUUGGUUAAUGAGUGGAAAAUCCACUUCAAGGACUACAUUCCUGAUAGAGUGCAGGUUUAUAAAGGAGACAUUUUCAAAGAGGGGCCUGCUGCGGAUGCUAUUGUAUCCCCAGCUAACAGUUUUGGGUUUAUGGAUGGAGGAAUAGAUAUGGUUUACAGCAGACAUUUUGGAUGGCAGAUGCAAGAGAGAUUGCAGAAACUGAUCAGAGAGCAGUAUGAUGGAGAACUCUUGGUUGGUAAUGCAGCAAUUAUAACAACAGUGGAGCAUCAUAACAGGAAUGUAGUUGAUUGGUCAAAAUUCAAUGAAGGAAAACCAAUCAAAUACCUGAUUUCAGCUCCAACCAUGCGUGUCCCGAUGGAUGUGUCGGAUACAAGCAAUGCCUAUUUGGCUUUUAGGGCAAUUAUCCUGGCAGUUCAGAAGUUCAAUGCCACACAUAAGGAGGAACCAAUAACAAGUGUUCUUUGUCCAGGACUGGGAACAGCUGUUGGAUUCAUGCCACAUGACAGAUGUGCAUAUCAGAUGUUAAGGGCAUUUGAAACUUUUGAAUUAGGGACAGACACACAGAUUUUGCACCCAGACAAUCUUGCAGUUCCAUUGGUUCAUCAUUAUGAUAUGGCUGAGUUUUGUGGCGAGGAUGUAAAGCGUGGACCACCUAAAGACAAACCAGUUGUGAAAACAACAAGGAACCAAGGAAAGGUCAAACAUGAGGUGAAGGAAAACAAAAAAGAAAGUUCUGAAAAAGUUGUUGAACAAUCAAGAACCAGUCAGGACACAACGUUCAAAGAUAGUCAGAUGACAACUAGAGGUGCUGGUGAUGGAGAAGACAAGGAACCAGUAACAGAAAAUGUGGAGCCAGGACCAGUGAAACAUGAAUCUGUGUAAAUUUAUUAUUUUAUGUUGUAAUGCGAAAACAAACACAAUUUUGGACAUUAUAAUAACAGAAUGUACAAAAUGUACAAUUAAUAUAAUGGGACCAUAUUCAUGGUGUUUUAGCUAUAAAACUGAGUUUUGAUAAAUAUAUUUACUGUUUAGCUCUAAACAACAUUAGUUUGUCUGUAUUCUGGGUCUGUAGUAAUCAGGUUUUGGUGUAAAGUUCAUACACGGCUAAUCAAGCAUAUGAUAUAACAUUAGGAAGCAGUCAUCAGGUGAAAAUAUAUUGCUUAAAACAGGCUGUGUGAUAUAAAGAAAAUGACCUACCUCUGAGGAUUGCUUUAGAAAUAAGUGCUUUUCAUGUUACUCCAGAUAUAUGUUGUCCUUGAUACAAGACCACCAUGUUACAUAAAAGAGAAAGAGAACAUUGUUCUUGAGAUGUAUUCUAUAUGUUAGGUCUUUGUUAAUCAUAUAAUGUAAUUAAAAAAAAAAUUCAGCUUAGAUAUUGGAAAGCUAUAAAUAGUUUAGUAUUUGAUAAAAAAUUUAGCUAACUAUUGUUUCACUGACAGCGUCAAACAAAAUGAUGGAUUUUAUUUAUUUUUCAGUAUUUUUAAAACUGCUUUUUCAUUAUUUAGAAGAUAUAUUAUCCACUUUUCCAACUAGAACAAAUGAAAGUUAUUAUACAUAAGAUCCAUGGUUAGUAAUUCUCUUAAUUCAAACUGCCAUUUCGUUUUCAAUAAUGGCCCAGUUGGAGAAAUUAUUCUAGCAUUUUGAAUGGCUGGACAAUAGCUUUCUUACUUAUGAUUAGGCUUAUUCCUUCCCCAUUUUAGCUGACAAAGUAUACUAGAGCUAUCAUACUCAACCCACAUCCGUUCCUUAUUCCUCGUCCACCCCUUGGUUUAAGAUUUGAUGCACUUUCUCUUUAUCUUUGUAAUUACUUGAUGGAUUUACUUCAGACUUAAAACAUAUAUUCCUCAUCAUCACCCACAACAUAUGUCACAAGUUCUUUAACUCUGGCACCAUUAUUUUAUAAAUCAUGCCCUUUUAACUUUAAAAUUCAGGAUAAAGUUUUUUUAUGCAUUUUCACUCUGUCUUUGUAAUUGCUGAAUGAAUUUCAUUCAGAUUUUAUUAUCACCCUCAUCAUAUGACACUAGGGCUAUGACACUUGCACCAGUACUUCAUGAACUAUGCCCCCUUUUUAGUUAAAGUUUUGUAACUGUUGAUGCACUGUCACUACAUCAUUGUUAUUUCUGAAUGACUUUGAUUCAAACUUGAAAUAGUUGUUUUACAUCAACCCUGUAUCAUAUGACACAUACUGUAUAUAUGGAUUUGAUUCUUAUAAUAUGAUAUAUGGAAAUUACUCUUGCAGAAAUAUUCCAUGAAUUGUGUCCCUUUUAUACUUACUUAAAUGAUUCGAUAUACUUUCACCCUAGCUCAGUUAUUAACUUAAUACAUUUGACUUGGACUCAGACUUAAUCUAUUGUCAAGUAUUGUCGUCCACAUUAGAGUCAUUAAACACCCCAGUGAUAGCUCCAACGUUCUCGGUUGUGCCCUAUUUCACUAUCCAGCAUGGAAAAUUUUGUGCAUGCUGUCUCCUGUGACAGUUCUUGAUAAAACAUUUUGUGAUUUGAAACUGCUGAGACUCUUUACCUUUGUUUAUUAUCUAAAGUUAAAUUGGUCAGUAGCUGUAACUAUUAUCUUGCAUAUUGCCUAAUGUCAGGCCCCCUGUCAUACGAUUAUUGGCACCCAUAUGCGGGGAUCUUGUUAGUCUUCUUCCAGCUGAAAACUAGGUUAAUCGGUCGUUUUGCUGUUUGUCUUACUGUCAGUCUGUUUGCAAAAUCUGUAUUCUGUUAUAACUCGAUAAGAUAUGUUAAGAUAUUCAUGAAUCUUGGUAUGGUUAUAUAGGACCAAAGGAUAUUAUGCAUGCCUUUUCCGGUUGUUGCUACAUUGAAAAAAUCUGGUUGCUGUGACAACCAUUAUUUAAAAAAAAUUGAAACAUGACACAUUGAUAGAAGAUAUUAUAGAGGAUAUGCACAUUAUUUUGUUGUUUUUUCUGCUUAUUUGUGCAUUUGUUUGUCCGCAGACUCUACUAAAUCUUUUAAAGUGCAAGAGAUUUUUUCAUGAAAAGUCUUAAAAACAUGUACAUAAAAGGAAACGUUAAGAUAUGUACAUGAUUUAUUUUGAGUAUUUGCAUUUGUGCUAUAUGUUAAUCAGUCACAAAUGAUAUGGCUGAGAUAACUGUGAAACCUGGUAAAUGUAAAUACACAGAGGAUAUUUUUGCCUUCGUCAAACUGUGUGCAUUUGUUUGUCUGUCAUUCAGUCACAAGUAAAGCCUUAAGGCUGCAAGAUUCGUGUCAUUUGGGUUAUACAUGGUGGUCUAUUUGGAGGACACUUUCUAGGUAUUCAAGUCUUUCUUAUUAGAAAUACAGUUCACUAUUAUUAUCACAUUUGCAAGGUUUUAGUUGUUAUGCAUGUGUAAUAUUGUUUACAGUAAUAGUUUAUAUGUUUAAGUUACCAGUAUAUUUAUGCAUAUUUUAUUUAAUUUAUUUUAUAUACUUUUUAGCCUGUAUAUUCUAAAAUGUGAAAUUUGUAUGUUGAUUUUUAUCUGAUUGAAUAAAUGUAGUAAAGUA